AAAAUCUAAUGCGUUGUAUUUGCCAAUAAGGACAGUACUAUUGAAAAUUGUUUCACAGUGUUUCCUUUUAGGAUUUUAAUGAAAUAUAUUUCAUAUAAAAUAUAUGUUUUUUCGAUGGAUUUAAACUUGUAGGAUUUUUUUAAUUGUGUGGGUAGACGACGUUUCAACCCACUUAAGUUCGUAAAACCAGAUGUUUUUUUUAAUUGUCCGGCAUUAGACGUUUUAGGUUCGGGGGUUAGAGUCAAUUUGAGGUCAAGCAGCGCCCGCUUUGUUAGUCUUUAUACUACUCAUUUUGGGAACGCCCUGUCACACACGAAACAAAAAUUGCAGUUAAAAAUCUUUGUGUUUUUUACUCUUGCAUUUCAUAAAAGUUUUAAUACUUGAUUAAUGUUAACGACCUUUUCAUUUUACACUUGUAGGUUUAACUAAAUAUUGUUUGAAUAAUACCAUAAAUAUCACAUGUAUGUUAUUAGUAGACAAGCAUUCCUAUAUUUCCGUCAUUCUCCAUACAAAACCGAUUGUUCCGUAAUAUGAAUUACGGUACGGGAACGGCAACCCUUAGUUACGCAGGUUGUGUAUUCGUAUGUCUACCUUGUUUUGUUUUUGAGAAUAAAUAUACAUGCGUGUUAUUAAUUUGAAAAAAAAUAGACCAAUUUCGGAUUAAUGGAAUGUUAUCGAUAAUAAACUGCGUUAAAUGCAGUCAAGCAAAUUAAAAUAAGUAAAGUCAAUUUUUGCACAUAUUACAUAAUUCCCGUUAUUAUGCUGUAAACACACCGAACAAGGAAGUCGAAUUUCUAGACUAACAUUUCGUUCAACAUAAACGAUAUAAGUUUGGAAGAAAAAUGUUAAAGGAUGAUAAUGAUUUACUUUGAAAGCCUUGUAAAAGAAAUACAUUUAAGCUGCACACAUAUUAAAUAGUUGUAUUUUCGGUUUCCCGUCGCAGUUAUUUUGCUGUAAACAUACCGAUCAAGUUAGUAGCAGCUUAAAUAGGAUUUUAUAGAUUUUGAUAUAUUUUUCAAAGAAGCAAUAUAAAUAUGGAAGUGUCAGGAAGAAAAGUAUUUUGUAAGCCUUGUGAAGAAAGUGAAUUAUCCACGCGUGCUGAUGGGUUAUGUAGGGAGUGUAAGGAACAUAUGUGUAAAAUUUGUUUUGAUACACAUAAAAAAUGGAAACUUAAUCGAGGACAUACAUUGAUCAACUCUGAUGUGACAGUUGCAAAAAAAGAAAAGGCCGAAGAUUUAGAGAAAUGCGAUCAGCACUUCAGUGAGCUGAUCAAGUUUUAUUGUCCACAACACGAACAAGUCGGACGUGGUGACUGUAUGAUUCUUGAACACAAAACUUGCAAAGUCGAGUAUAUUCCUGACAAGGCGAGAGUAUUCAAAAGCAGUCAGGAGUUCAAAACCAUGGUCCAAGGAGCCGAGAAGUAUCUCAGUGAAGCGAAAGAAAUUUCAUCCUCAAUUAAGAAAAACAAGAAACAAGCUCUAUAUAUCAAUGAGAAGUUCCUCAAAGAUGUAAACAUGUUCCAAGAAGAAUUGAUUUCACAUGUCAAUAAAGUGACAAAUGCCAUAUUAAAGCAAGGAGAAAAUAUCAAGAUGAAGGACAUGAAGAGUAUGGAUGUGUUAGAAAAGGAAAAUGAAGACUUGAUAAUUGAAAUAUCGCGCUUGACUGAAAUGUUUGAGACACAGAAUGACCAACCUCAAAAGCUCUUUGUCAGUUCAGUUUUACAAAGGCCUAAACUGAAUCAACUUCGAGAACAACUUGACAGUAUACAAGGCAGAAACAAGAUUGAAAGUUACGAGUUUCAACGUAAUAAUAGCCUAGGGCGUUCCGUUAAAGACAGUAAACAACUUGGAAGUGUACAAAGAAUUAAGCCGAGGAACGAAACGGAUGUAAAAGAGGAAAUCAAACCAAAAGAAAGAACCCCGCCGCCUCAAGUCCCUGUGGUCAAGAAACCCCAGCCUUUGCUGGACAGACAACUAAUCUGCAGAAACAUUGCUGUUGAUGGAGAAUACCUCAGUUAUACGGAUAAUGGAAAUGGUGAGAUUAGUCUAUAUGUUGACAAGAAAUACGUGAGCAUUGGAAGCUAUUUCGAAGUGGAGAUAUUGAAUAUUGGUCAACGUGGCACUAUCGCUAUAGGCCUAGUACCAGAGAAUUAUCCAGAGAAUCAUCUGCCAGGAUGUGGAAAACGUUCUAUAGGAUAUCAUGCAAACGGCUUGUUGUAUAAUGGAAGUGGUUCUGGGAAGAAAUGUGGACCAAAGUGCAAUGUUGGUGACAGAAUAGGCUGCGGGAUAAUUAAUACCUUAGGGUUUAUCAAUAUAGCAGUGGUGUUUACAAGGAACGGAAGAAAGAUCGGAAACAGAGAUUUGCCAUACGGAGCAGGAUCUUUUGCUAUUGGGAUGCACUCAGCGGGUGAAAAAGUAAAAGUUAUACUGGACGCAAAGUUGCCAAAGUAAAAAGGCAACUACCAACAAAUGAACUACUGUACAAAAUAGUGCAAAUGAGAAAAAUAUCAAGAAAACAGUUUGAUUUACAUGAAUUUAUACUUGUAUCACGUAAUACUAAUUAGGUCAUAUGAAUGUAAAUUGUCACUUUGAUAAUAACGAAAAAAAAUGUUGACAUUCGCUAUAAAUUGAUUGAGGUUGAAAAGACUAAAAUGCACAAUGUCUUAUUCUAUUUGUCUGUGUUCUAUGUAUUUAGAACUCUACUUCUGUUGUUCCACACUGUUUUUCAAAAACAUACAACAUAUUCUGUCUUUAAACACAAGUGUGGCCUUGACAUAUUAUUAUCUAAAUUUAACAAAUGCAAUCGCUGGAAACACACAUUUGUUAUAAGUUAAUGGAUACUAUGUAUCUGACCUGGAGAGGAGGAAUGGACGAAAGUCUAAGUGUAGUUUCUUUCUUUUGCCUCAUUUGUGAACAUGAUCUGAAGUAUAAAUGUAUUAAAUGCAAUGAGAGAAAGCAUUCUAUUGCUACAGGAAAAUGGUUUGUUUUCGAAGAGGAAUGCAUAAUCUUAGAUGUAUAUAUAAACUCUCAGUUAAAUGUUACAUUUUUUUAAGAUAGAUAUUCAUAAAGAUUUAGGAAUAUUUUCUAUAUUUAGCACUUAUGUAUUUUAAUUCUAUAUAUGCAAAUAUUAAAGCUUUCUUCUAAAUACUAUUUGUUAUUUAUGUAAAUAUUAAGUUCUAAUAUGAUAAACGUUUAUUUUUAUUCAAAAUAAGCAAUAUUGACAUCACGCCAACAUAUCAUUUGACGCCAUACAGGCGAAGAGAAAGGGUGCUUCCAUAUUUCACAAAGGCUUACAGGCGUAUAACCUCUUUGUCGUGUUUGCAAGUAACUAAACAUGAUUCUUAUAUUUAAUAUAUCAUUUCUGAACUAAUUUCUUAGU
This is a messenger RNA of Mercenaria mercenaria, 3378 nucleotides long. RefSeq names its product E3 ubiquitin-protein ligase TRIM33-like. The transcript is spliced from 8 exons. Bases 1035 to 2450 code for a protein of 471 amino acids. Lineage: Eukaryota; Metazoa; Mollusca; Bivalvia; Venerida; Veneridae. The record is from RefSeq and is a predicted model, not a curated record. Gene Ontology annotation, molecular function: zinc ion binding; protein binding.